ACUGGUGUCAUUAUCUGUUGAAUUUGGACAGUAGCUGCUUUAUACUAGUAUUUUCCUAGUUUCUGGUUUCCAUCCACACUCCCGUAGCAUAGCUAGUACCUACUUGAUCUGAUUCAGAGGCAGGGGUUCUCAACCUUCCCCCAAAACCCUCACUCCAUAAACGCUUCCUGUGAAAUGGGUUGUCACGGUAGCAAGCAGAAAAAAUCAAGCGCAGAGUUUAGUGGGUAUGGAUCAGGUACAGGUACAGGUACCGGCACAGGCACAGGUGGUAGCGGCGUUAGUUACCACACUGUUCAGCCACCCACUACUCAAGUUCAGGCAUCAGCACCCAAACCAGAAUCACAUGUAGUGGCGACCCCACCAAAACCAAAACAACCUUCGAAUUUGCAGAAAGCAGAAGCAACCAUUCUGGGGAAACCCUUUGAAGACAUAAAGAAACACUACACUCUGGGGAAAGAACUGGGAAGAGGGCAAUUUGGGAUUACGUAUCUCUGCACCGAGAAUUCAAGUGGUCACACCUAUGCCUGCAAGUCGAUCUUGAAGAGGAAGCUGGUUUCCAAAGCUGACAAAGACGACAUGAAGAGAGAGAUUCAGAUAAUGCAGCAUUUGUCUGGGCAACCCAACAUCGUUGAAUUCAAGGGUGCUUACGAGGAUCGGUAUUCGGUUCACCUUGUGAUGGAACUCUGUGCUGGUGGUGAGCUUUUUGAUCGAAUCAUUGCUCAGGGUCACUAUUCUGAGAGAGCUGCUGCAUCGCUUUGCCGAGCCAUUGUGAAUGUUGUGCACAUUUGCCAUUUCAUGGGUGUUAUGCACCGUGAUCUCAAGCCCGAGAAUUUUUUGCUUUCUAGCAAGGAUGAGGAUGCCACGCUCAAGGCAACUGAUUUUGGGCUCUCUGUUUUCAUUGAAGAAGGGAAGGUUUACCAUGAUAUGGUAGGCAGUGCUUACUAUGUUGCUCCUGAGGUAUUGCGUCGUAGUUAUGGAAAGGAAAUAGAUAUUUGGAGUGCUGGCAUCAUAUUGUAUAUUCUUCUGAGUGGUGUACCACCUUUUUGGGCUGAAACUGAAAAGGGAAUAUUCAACGCCAUAUUGGAAGGUGAAAUUGAUUUUGUAAGUGAACCAUGGCCAUCAAUAUCAGACAGUGCUAAAGAUCUAGUCAGGAAGAUGCUAACGCAGGAUCCAAAGAAACGGAUUACUUCUGCUCAAGUUCUUGAACAUCCAUGGAUGAGAGAAGGCGGAGAGGCAUCUGAUAAACCAAUUGAUAGUGCUGUUCUAUCCAGAAUGAAACAAUUCAGGGCAAUGAAUAAGCUCAAGAAGCUAGCAUUGAAGGUUAUUGCUGAAAAUCUAUCAGAAGAGGAGAUUAAAGGUCUCAAAGCAAUGUUUGCAAAUAUGGACACUGACAAUAAUGGCACCAUCACCUAUGAAGAACUGAAGACUGGCUUGGCUCGAAUUGGAUCACGACUUUCUGAGGCUGAAGUGAAGCAACUCAUGGAAGCUGCUGAUGUUGAUGGAAAUGGGUCGAUUGACUAUAUUGAAUUCAUCUCGGCUACAAUGCAUCGGCACAGACUUGAACGUGAUGAACAUCUUUACAAAGCAUUCCAGUAUUUUGAUAAGGAUAACAGUGGAUAUAUUACAAGAGAUGAAUUGGAGACUGCUAUGACCCAACAUGGAAUGGGUGAUGAAGCAACAAUAAAGGAAAUAAUCUCUGAGGUGGAUACAGAUAAUGAUGGGAGAAUAAACUAUGAGGAAUUCUGUGCAAUGAUGAGAAGCGGAAUGCCACACCAGGGACAGCUACUGUAAAUCUAUUGAAUGGAGUCAAUUUUACAAGAUUGUGUGAUUCAUCAUGAACGCCAAUCGUUUGAGUGACUUAACAUUGUAGGCAAGAAGCAUUAUCUUCAGAAAUGUGUAACAGGGUGCACCAUGCAUAUUGAUUAUUUCUUUGAAGUUUUUUGCAAUCCUAAUGUUGGUACAAGGUUACUUUUGUGCCUGUGGUGCUAAAAAUGGGUUGCAUGAAGUAUUGUUCCUGUACUUCCGUGUACAUUUAGUUUCUGGCUGUCAUAUUUUCCAAGUGUUCUAUCGAAGCUUGAAAUUUUAUAUGAAAAUACUUUGAUAGCGUAGAAUUAUUAUUUUUAUUGUGGCUGAGAAAUGAGUAAUCAGGGGAGGGAACUGAUUUCCUUAACCUGUAUAUGCAAAUGCAAACUUGAAUAUUUUGUUCACAUAAUGUUUUGUGGAAAUGCUAGAUUUUCUUCUUUCUUCUUUCUCUUCUCUGUGGGUUAGGGCAAUCUUCAGCAUUAAGAUGUAAUCUAUCCCAUGCCCUGCAAUAGAAUUUGACGCUUGAAUUGCAGUGUCCUGUAUAAGAAAAAAGAUUGGACUUAAUUU
Molecule: messenger RNA, 2370 nt
Organism: Abrus precatorius (Indian licorice)
Lineage: Eukaryota; Viridiplantae; Streptophyta; Magnoliopsida; Fabales; Fabaceae
Product: calcium-dependent protein kinase 21-like
Exons: 8
Coding region: 175-1791 (538 amino acids)
Biological process (GO): peptidyl-serine phosphorylation; intracellular signal transduction; protein autophosphorylation
Cellular component (GO): nucleus; cytoplasm
Molecular function (GO): calmodulin binding; calcium ion binding; calcium-dependent protein serine/threonine kinase activity
Source: RefSeq, a predicted model, not a curated record